AUGUCCUGGAGCACCUUUGCACCCUGGCAAACGCAGGACCAGACUGAGGACGAAAAGCCAACGCCCGGCCAAUCGCACGACCAUGAAAACGCGCCCUGCCGGUCAAUGCAACAUUCGCCGUCUUCGAACGUUACUGAAUCCAACAAAAUAGUCCUGUCUAUAUAUUUCUAUGGCCGACUAUUCUACAAUACUGCAUCCGCAGUUCUGCCAUCUUUCAACUUUCUUAGAAGAAAAACGGAGCAACAGCAGGACGAGCCAUGCCAGCUGCAACAUGAUGAGCAGAUAGUAGAGCGGUAUAGUUCCGAUCAAAAUGACCACACACCAGUUCAUAACGACGAUCUCUCCGAGGGACGCGCAGAACUAACAGAGUCACUGGACUCUGCUUUAUCACAUGAUUCGCAGCUCUUAAAGGAGCUGGAUCAAUGCGACUUUGUCUAUGAUAUCAUGGCCGGUCCGCCUGGAAAAAACCAGCUGCGUCGAUGUAUGUUGCUCAGCUUCCACGCAGAUACCAACAUUAUAUCAAAAGAGGCACAUCAGAGACUUGGAACGAGCAUCGAGCCUUGUCCAGGGGCUUCUGUCCAAGUUUUGGGGCUUGGAAAUCGCAAACCAGUUGGAAUUGCAGAAGUCCAGUGGUCUUUCUGUGGGCGCAGCAAGCCUUACCGGACAGCGUUCUACGUUGUAGAAGACGUCGAAUAUGAUCUUCUCCUCGGAAGGCCUUCUAUGCGGCAGCAGGAGUUGUAUCGAGUGGACCCCGCUAUUGCGAAGAAGCUUCGUGAAUCGUAUCGAUAUCCGUAG
Messenger RNA from Aspergillus piperis CBS 112811, 795 nucleotides. Its product is annotated as retropepsin-like aspartic protease. The record is from RefSeq and is a predicted model, not a curated record. The transcript is spliced from 4 exons. Lineage: Eukaryota; Fungi; Ascomycota; Eurotiomycetes; Eurotiales; Aspergillaceae. The coding region runs from base 1 to 795 and encodes 264 amino acids.